CCAACAACCGAUAUUCCGGUGGUCCGGCAGCAAUUGUCACACGUGCAAAACGAGCCCUCAUCUCUUGGAACUGACAACUCCAGUCUCCCAGCACAAGAAAAACAUAGACAUUAUACUUUCACACUCUCUCUCUCUCUCUCUCUCUCUCACACACACACACACACUCUCUCUCUCUCUGCUAUUGUUAAUGGCGAUGAUAUAAAGGAAUUAGGGUUCGAGUUAGAGAGAGAGAGAGAGAGAACAAAGGAAAUUAUUUGAUUUGCUAUCAAAAUGUAUUCUUUAACAGUGAAACCCUUCUUAGUUCCUCAACCUCAAUUUGCUUCUUCUUCCUCUUCUUCUACUUCUUCUUCGCAUUGCUCGCAUCGUUGGAGCUCUGUAAUUAACUUCCCCACGAUAAGGACCAAGCACAGUGGAGGAAGAAGAUUUGCUCUCACAAUUCACGCUUAUGAUUCUUCCAAGAACCAAGCUCCCAACGGCUCCGGCGAUUCCAAGCCUCCCAACGGAGCUAUGCCAAAGACCAGAAGAGAAAUUCUAUUGGAGUAUGUCAAAAAUGUGCAGCCAGAAUUUAUGGAGAUGUUUGUGAAGAGAGCACCUCAACAGGUAGUUGAUGCUAUGCGCCAAACAGUGACAAAUAUGAUUGGAACACUUCCACCACAAUUUUUUGCAGUAACAGUUACCACUGUUGCUGAAAACCUUGCGCAGCUAAUGUACAGUGUCAUGAUGACUGGAUACAUGUUUAAGAAUGCACAAUACCGAUUGGAACUACAACAAAGCUUGGAGCAGGUUGCCCUUCCUGAUGCACAAGAUAAAAAGGAUGCGCCAGAUUAUGCACCCGGUACACAGAAGAAUGUGUCAGGUGAAGUUAUUAGGUGGAAUAAUGUCUCAGGUCCUGAGAAAAUUGAUGCUAAAAAGUACAUAGAGUUACUUGAAGCUGAGGUUGAGGAACUAAAUCGUCAAGUUGGUAGAAAAUCAUUAAAUGGGCAAAAUGAAUUGUUGGAAUAUCUCAAGUCUCUUGAGCCCCAGAAUCUGAAGGAUUUGACAAGUAGUGCUGGAGAGGAUGUUGUGCUUGCAAUGAACACAUUCAUAAAGCGCCUUCUGGCUGUUUCGGAUCCUAGCCAAAUGAAGACAAGUGCAACAGAGACUAGUGCACCAGAACUUGCCAAGCUUCUUUAUUGGCUGAUGGUGGUCGGCUACAGCAUUCGUAACAUCGAAGUCCGUUUUGAUAUGGAACGAGUGCUUGGGACUACCCCAAAGCUCGCAGAAUUGCCUCCAGGAGAAAAUGUUUAAAUUACUGUGGAUGGAAUUGCAAAGAACAGAAGUUAAGGUGCUGUUGGAGCAAAGUGUUCUUCAUUUUAAACUGAAGGAUCAAUCCAUGGAUGAUUUACUGCUGGUUGAGAAGGAAAAAUUUUAACUUGCCACGGAGUAGGCUUUCCCAAAUCUUAAUAGUCAAAAUGAUUGAUAAUGUUAAUUCAAAAGCCAAGAUAUAUUUGUAGGCACAUCUAGCGAAAUCCCCGUAUGUACUUUGUCUCAAACAUGCAUCUUUUCAAUUAUUUUAUAACUAUCAAGAGAGUCUGGAGUUCUUGGAUUAUUUUAUGACAUGCAUCCAUCCUGUUUCUAUAA
Quercus robur (English oak) is the source of this 1620-nucleotide messenger RNA. RefSeq lists its product as uncharacterized. NCBI's taxonomy places the organism in Eukaryota, Viridiplantae, Streptophyta, Magnoliopsida, Fagales, Fagaceae. The coding region runs from base 271 to 1287 and encodes 338 amino acids. The record is from RefSeq and is a predicted model, not a curated record. The transcript has 7 exons.